Gigantopelta aegis is the source of this 3686-nucleotide messenger RNA. RefSeq names its product A-kinase anchor protein 1, mitochondrial-like. The transcript has 9 exons. Gene Ontology annotation, molecular function: RNA binding. The record is from RefSeq and is a predicted model, not a curated record. The coding region runs from base 182 to 3529 and encodes 1115 amino acids. Lineage: Eukaryota; Metazoa; Mollusca; Gastropoda; Neomphalida; Peltospiridae.
GUAAGGACUGUGUUUGUAAAGUUCAAAGAAAGCACGUGGUACACAAAUGAUGCACAAUUAUGCACUUAAUUACUAUAUUGUUUACUUGGCAUACGUUAAUUAACAAAACUGCAUAACCAGGUAUCCUACGAACAAAGUCGUCAUAGUUGUAGACUGACUGUGAGUAUAGGAUCAACUUUCAAUGGCAAACUUCAGAUCAGUACUGGCUUAUGCCCUUCCGACAGUAACAGCCUUGCUUGGGCUUCUGUGGUUCUUCGGAAUUAGGAAGGGUGAUGGAGACAAGAUCACUGAUAGAAAAAGGACUAAGCAAAGGGAUAAAACAGUUGACCAUACAGCUUCAGGAGAUUCCAAAUCUGAAAGUGUGAAGAAUUUAACUGAAGUGAAGACCAAUAUCCAAGAGUCGGUUGCUAAAGAAGUAAAUUCCUCGCCAUCACAGUUGUCUGAAGAGAUUGUUUCAGAGAGUUCGAAGGAGAGUUUCUGCUCUGCUGUAUCAGUACAGGAUGUAACUCUGACCUCGGAUAUCAAGUCCUCUACAACAACUCCAUGUCAAGAACAAACAGCAUUGCAAGAUGCUUCCUUGCCAAGAGCCCACAGUGAUUCUCAAACAAAUUUCGCAUUUCAAGACUCUGAGCAAAGCCUUUCGAGCCAAUCUGUUUGUACAAAGCUGCCAAAACAUACCUCCGAAGAGAACAAACAUCACCAAAUAAUAAGUGCGUCGAACAAGUCAUGUGACCUGUCAUCUGUGGAACAUAGUUCUGAGUCUUACAAUAGCAUGCUGACUUCAGAGAGCUCUUGGUUUGAUGUGGAUAGUGAGAGGUCUGAGCCCACCGUUACCACUUCAGUAAGCAUUGCUCAAGCUGAUAUAUACCUUCCUGAACCAGAAUCAGCUAACAAGAAUACAAAUGCAUGUAUCGAAACAGACCUGUUAUCUUCUACUCGUACUUCAGAAGUGCCCAUCAUAACGUCAAACCAGAAUUCCUCAAUUCCAGAUGCAACCAAUGAUAUUGCUUUAAAUAUUUCAUCCAACAAGGUUGAUGAUGAGAUCUCAGAUGUGUCAAGCAGCGGGGAGGCCCGUUUGACCAGUGUUGUGAACACUGAUAGUGAAAAUGACAGUCGGUGUGAGAAAAUAGUUUACACACUAUCUACAAUCAAAAGUAAUACCAAAGUUCAUUGCCAGCCUACGUAUUCAAACGAAGCUACAUAUAAAACCCAGUCAGUGUCGUCGGACAAACGUGAUUAUGAAGUCAGUAUUUUAAAACGUGAAGUAGGCAUCAGUCCUCUUUCAGACAGUUCCAGUGAACAAAAUGUAUUCAAUCAAAGUGCCACCAGUUCAAAGAGUGAAGUCGUUGCCAGUUCUAAGAAUGAAGUAUUUUCAAACGUGGAGAGUGAAGUAAUUGCAAACUUGGAGAGUGAAGUAACUGCAAACACAGAGGGUGAAGUAAUUGCAAACACAGAGGGUGAAGUAAUUGCAAACUUGGAGAGUGAAGUAAUUGCAAACUUGGAGAGUAAAGUAACUGCAAACACAGAGGGUGAAGUAAUUGCAAACUUGGAGAGUGAAGUAAUUGCAAACACGGAGGGUGAAGUAAUUGCAAACUUGGAGAGUAAAGUAACUGCAAACACAGAGGGUGAAGUAAUUGCAAACUUGGAGAGUGAAGUAAUUGCAAACUUGGAGAGUGGAGUAAUUGCAAACUCGGAGAGUGGAGUAGUUGCAAACUCGGAGAGUGGAGUAAUUGCAAACUCGGAGAGUGGAGUAAUGGCAAAAUCGGAGAGUGGAGUAAUUGCAAACUUGGAGAGUGAAGUAAUUGCAAACUUGGAGAGUGAAGUAAUUGCAAACUUGGAGAGUGAAGUAAUUGCAAACUUGGAGAGUGAAGUAAUUGCAAAUUCGGAGAGUGAAGUAAUUGCAAACUCAGAUAGUGAAGUAAUUGCAAACUUGGAGAGUGAAGUAAUUGCAAACUCGGAGAGUGGAGUAACUGCAACCUCAGAGAAUGGGGUUGUUUCAGAGUAUGAAGAUGAUACCACCAAUUCCAAGUGCCAAGUUGAUAAUGAGAAAUGGGACAGUGAAGUAAAACCUACAAAUGAUAACUGGGAUGUUUGUACAGACAAGACUGGGAGUACUGGAGAUUUAGAGCCAGAACUUAAAUCUCAAAGUACAGAGGUGGAAGAAAAGUCUGAAAAUGUUUCUUCAUCAGAUUUAUUGACAUUGUUGUCGUCUGCUUGUGGUGAUGGUGAUGAGCUUUCGCAGUCUACAGUCAGCAAUAAUAGUCGAUCUCAAACGCCUGUCUCUAAUGUGCAAACGGUUUCAGUAGUAACCGAUGGUGAAAUUGAAUUACAAAGCCACAAUGUCUCUGGUGGUAACACAGCCGGCAGUUCAUCAAAUAAUGUAGAUAACCCUCUGUCUUGUGAAGUUUCCACUGAAUUGUCAGCAGUUGAUGGAAAAGAAGAAAGUCGAGGACAUGAUAGCACUGGUUCGGUUCAUCACGCCUCACCUAGUCAGGAAAAUAUGGCUGAUAGUCCGGGAGUGCAGCAGACUGAUUCGCCAGGUUGCGACAAUAACAGUGAGGCUUCCAAUGACAGUGGUAGAGGAGGCAGUGUUACGGAGACGUUAAUUCCUCCACAGAACACGGAGAACCACACUGAGCGGUAUGAGUUCAACUUCCCAUCAGAACUGUGCGGCAGGCUUAUCGGGAAGUUUGGCAAAAACAUCAACUAUCUGAAGGAGUUAUCUGGAGCACACAUUUCCCUCAAGAAUAACCCAUUCACCCCUGAUUUUCAGAUCUGCUUAAUAGAAGGAAAGCAAGCGGAAGUGGACAAGGCGUUGGUGAAUAUUCGUAAGAAAUUUCCCCGACACCAAUUUCCACAGGUUGAUUUCACUCCUCUGGGACAACAACAACCAGCUGAAACGCCAGUACUCGUGCCAGAUAUUGUACAGUUAAGUCUUCCAGAAAGUGUGUCUGUAGACAUUGUAAUAUCCAAUAUUGUGGACGCCGGUCAUAUCUUUGUCCAGCAGCCAACUCAUCCGACAUUCCCCUCGCUGGAAAGACUAAACCACUUCAUGAUGGCAUGUUACAGCCAGGACCAGAUGGUACCUGGUCUGCCCAGACCAAUCGAAGUUGGUGUGAUCUGUGCGUGUGUUUCUGGGGGCGGUUGGUACAGAGCUCAGAUCAUGUCUGUGAUAGAGGAUUCUGAUGAGUGUGACGUCAAAUACGUCGACUACGGUGGAUACGCCAGGGUGCAGGCACCUUCGCUCAAACAAAUCAGGAGUGAUUUCAUGACAUUGCCAUUCCAAGCUGUUGAGUGUUACAUGGGAAAUAUCACACCACUACAAGAGGAAGAGUAUUUCAGUGAGCGAGCCAGCACCAUUCUUCAGGAGAUUACUGAAGGCAAGGUGCUGCAGGCUCAGGUCAUCAACAGGGCAGAGGAUGGUUUGCCGUACAUACACAUAUACCGAGUCGGUGGAAAUAGGGUGCUAUUCAUCAACCGAGAACUGGUGAAUCAUCGUGCUGUUCGGUGGAUAGAGAUUUUGCAGUAACAGUUUUGUGAUUUUACUGUGCCAUUCUUACCAAAUAACUGAUUUUCUUUUUGAGGGUUCUUGGAAAUCUAAAAAAAAAAAACAUUCAGGGGAUCUUGUUGCUUUUCAAUUCAGAUCAUACAUAUCUAUAGAGUGGAAAUAAAAAUGGGAAAUGGAA